CUUGACAACAGAAGUGUGAGGCACACGGUCAAGUUUUGAAGAUCUACCAACAUGGACAUAACCACAGGGUUGGAAGGCUCACAUGAGUUCACAGAAUCAUUUGAAUCUGAUAACUGGACAUAUGAUUUUGAUGAAGUGGAGACCUUCUGCGAUGAGGAGCAUGAGGUGGACCUGAAGACCUUUUCUACCAUCUUCCAGCCUGUGUUUUACAGCAUGAUCCUUCUCUUCGGCGUGGCAGGGAACGGCCUGAUGAUAACAGUCCUCCUGAGACGUUGGCGCGUGCUGCGGAUCACAGAGAUCUACCUACUGCACCUCGCCCUGGCCGACCUCAUGCUACUGUUCACGCUUCCUUUUGAAGUGACUGACAUCACCGCCGGUUGGGUAUUUGGGAAUUUUCUGUGCAAGGUGAAUGGCCUGUUAAAUAGUCUGAGUUUCCUUUGUGGAAGUUUACUACUAGCUUGCAUUGGCUUUGAUCGGUAUUUGGCCAUCGUUCAUGCCAUCCCCAGCAUGCAGUGUCGACGGGUGAGAACAGUGCAGCUAAUAUGCAUCGUUCUGUGGCUGAUCUGUUUUGGCUUAGCCAUACCCGAGAUCGCGUUCCUUUCUGUAGGAAAGACUUACGAGAACUCAUCCACGUCCUCCUGUGACUAUCAUGAUUUCUACAUUCAUGGAAAUAACUGGGUUAUGGCCAAAAGAGUCCUACAUCACGUGUGCUUUUUCUUCCCUCUGGCUGUCAUGUGUUACUGCUACACGGCACUAAUAAUUACUUUGUGGCAUGGUCAGAAAAGCCAAACAAAAAAAGGAGCCAUUCGACUGGCUUUACUCAUCACCAUCGUGUUUUUCAUCUGCUGCCUACCAUACAAUGUCACGUUACUGAUACAAACUCUGGUAGACCUGAAGCUUUACAAGUAUGAAACCUGUCGAGAUUUUAUGUUACUGAAACCAGUUCUGGAGGCGACAAAGAGCCUGGGUAUCUUGCACUGCUGCCUGAACCCUUUCUUGUACGCCUUUGUGGGGGUGCGGUUUCGCAACGAGCUAAUACACCUACUUUGCCAGCUCGGCUGCAGACGCCUCUGUCUGCCCUUCUUGAGAGCUCCGGGCCCCUAUCGGCCUUCCAUUUCUGAGGGAAACACAACCGUCAGCAGUGUCCUCAUCUGAACCUCUCUGCUCUGUUGUAUUAUACUUCUGUUAAUCCACUUGUAAUACUGGAAAAUGCUAUAACUUUAUCUUGCGUUCUGAUAAGAUAUUACUUGUUGUUAUUUUGACUGUGUUUUAUUCACCCAGACAAGAAAAAAAAAAUUAAAAAAUGCUGGCUUAAAACCUGUAUUGGAGCUACUGCUUACCGAAAUCAAUAAAGAUUUUAUUAUUAUGCACCAACCGAGUCCUCUUCUUAUUAAAUAACAAAAACACAAUAACCACAUUAGGUAUCAGUAUUAUUCUUAUUAUUUUAGACUCCUAUUAAAACACAGUUAUACAGAACAACUGCAAACAAUCACAAAUCGCAUCUUAUUUACAGCAAGUAUAUAUUAUAUGUAUAUUUAUAUAUAUAUGUAUAUAUAUAUAUAUAUAAUUCCUUUGCACAACAGUUUAGCAGUUGGAGAAAAUAAAUCAAUGAUAUUAAAACAAAUAGAAAUUUGAGGCACUCCUCUCCUGACCGCCACUGUUCCCACAACAAAUACACACAUUUUUGAAAUGUACACAUUUUACAGUUUUUUUAGAAAAUGGCUUCAAAUUUGUUAUUGAACAGUGUUACAGUGUUUUUAAAUAUUCCAUUUGUCAUCAGUUGUAAUCCCAAAUUUGAAGAUCACUGAUUUGUUUUGUUUUUUUUUGUUUGUUUUUGGUGUUUUUUUAAAUUAUUUUUUUAUAGCAAUUCUUUUCAAACAACUACAAGGAUAACAUUAAA
Mugil cephalus (flathead mullet) is the source of this 1900-nucleotide messenger RNA. Its product is annotated as C-X-C chemokine receptor type 5. Gene Ontology annotation, molecular function: G protein-coupled receptor activity. The record is from RefSeq and is a predicted model, not a curated record. NCBI's taxonomy places the organism in Eukaryota, Metazoa, Chordata, Actinopteri, Mugiliformes, Mugilidae. Bases 52 to 1155 code for a protein of 367 amino acids. Gene Ontology annotation, biological process: immune response; G protein-coupled receptor signaling pathway. The transcript is spliced from 2 exons. Gene Ontology annotation, cellular component: membrane.